GUGUGCUCUCUGUUUGGCAACAGCACGCUGCUCUACGUCUCCUACAAGAAGAAGCACCUGCUCAAACCAGCUGAGUUUUUCAUUAUCAACCUGGCCAUCAGCGACAUGGGUCUGACCCUGUCCCUCUACCCCAUGGCCAUCACCUCCAGCAUCUACCACAAGUACUGUACACCCAUGUUUACACCACAGAGCCAAGCCUAGCAAAUAUCUACCACAGGAACUGUACAAACCUUCAAAUAAUAGUGAAAUAAGGUAGUACCCAGGUCUGGCACUGUUUCCUAUUUACAGUGCCAAGCCAAGCUGCACUGUGCUGAGUCUGACCUGGUUACUCAUCCACUGGAUGCUCCUGGAAAGGAUAAUGUGAAAAAUGACAUUUUCAGGCCAGCACAGUGCAGUUCGGUUCAGCAGAAUAGUAUGAAAGACCCCAUACAGACUUGCCAAGCCACAGUAACAGCCCAUUGGAAAGGAAAGGAAAUGCUUCACAUCACAUGUGAUUGGCUCCUGUACUUCACAGACACACUAUUAAAAAAUCCUGUUUUUUAAGGUAACUUACUGGCAGCCAGUUGCCUAUAAAUGACUGUAAAUAAAGGUACAGUAAGUUAACGUAAAAACAACAAGAUUUUGUAUUUUUUACAGUGAAGAGAAGGAGGAAACGGUAGUGUUUUGACUGAAGGUUUUGAUGUCUAACGCUGGCCGUAUGCCACCACACUGUGUAAAGGCAGAUUAGUAAAGGUGUUGGGUUUGGAUUAAAAACGAUCCUCUCCAAUUGUCAUGGUUCAAUUAGCUUUCUGGUUUGGUCGUGUGGUGACAGGUCCUGCUUUAUACUGUACAUUGAAUGGUCAGUGUGUUCUCUCACUCUCUCUUUCUUGCUCUCUUUUUCUCACUCUCUCCCUCUACUCCCUAUCUGACCCCUCCCUCUCUCUCUCUCUCUCCCUAUCUGAACCCCCUACCCCCUCUCAGGUGGCUGUUUGGGAAACCGGUGUGUUUGAUCUACGCGUUCUGCAGCGUGUUGUUUGGGAUCUGCAGUCUGACCACUCUCACCAUGUUGAGCAUGGUGUGUUUUGUGAAAGUAUGUUAUCCUCUCUAUGGUAAGUCAUCAAAGAGCCUGGCCCUAGUCUUGCCCAUGGAAUUGACAGAGGAUUAGUGAAAGUCGACACUAAGUGGUUGACUGUUGAUUUAUUGAUGGGGCGAAAUCGAAAGUUCAAAGGAACUAGAUAAUCAAAAGAACUAGAUAAUUCCUCAGCGACCGAACAAACAUCAGCCACUGCUUUGAUGGCUGACAAGUCCACUUGCGACUGACUAGCCAACAUUCAAUUAGUAUGGCUUGUGAUGUUGGUAAAAAUUGUGCCAUCCAGCUUUAGAUUCAGCGUUGUCCUCUGAGAAUUAAUAUUUUUUGGGAAAUGGUACUGAAAAAUGGAAUCUGCAUACGAUACUUGGAUAUUUUAGCCGGAGGCACGCUCAACCAACUUAAACAAAUUAGCUAUUCAUUUAUUCUUUCAUUGCUGUUCUUUUAAAAUGUGGCCUAGUACAUAAUGGGCCAGUUAUCCAUGUAUUUAGUAUGUGCACCAUAACAUACCCAGGGCUAGAAAUUGAGAAAAUCACUCUGGGAGCAUUCAAAACAGUUCUGAAAAAUGUGUACCUGUCAAAAUAUUCCCCUAUGACAUUUUCACUUUGAGAAAUCCCCCCCUGUACUUAUCAGAAUCUCUAAUGAUGACCAUGCUAUCCUAUUAAAACGGACUGUCCGUCUCCCCAUCCAUCUCUCCAUCCAUCCAUCUCCCCAUCCAUCCAUCCUUCCCACCACCCAUCCUUGUCCCCAUCCAUCCAUCUCUCCAUCCUCCAUCUCCAUCCUUCCUUCCUUCCCCAUCUUUCUCUCAUCCAUCCAUCCUUCCUUCCAUCCUUCCAUCCAUCCAUCCAUUCAUCCAUCCAUCCAUCCAUCCAUCCAUCCAUCCAUUCAUCUCCCCCAUCCAUCCUUCCCAUCCAUCUCCCCAUCCAUCCCCCUUCCACCCCCCCAUCUCUCUAUCUAUCCAUCCAUCAAUCAAUCCAUCCAUCCAUCCAUUCAGGUAACCAGUUCAACCCGGGGCAUGGCCGUCUUCUGAUAGCCUGUGCGUGGGUCUGGGCCCUUGUGUUCGCCUUCUCCCCUCUGGCCCACUGGGGUGAGUACGGUCCAGAGCCAUAUGGCACAGCCUGCUGCAUCAACUGGCGCCUGUCCAACCUGCAGCACGUGGCCCGCUCCUACACGAUGGCGCUCUUUAUCUUGUGUUACAUCGUGCCUUUGUGCAUCAUCGUGGUGUCCUACGCGGGCAUCCUGAUGACGGUUCGAGCCUCCCGUAAGGCCAUGGAACAUCACGAGGCCCGGCCGGCCAAGAUGAGCAACAUCCAGGCUGUUAUUGUGAAGGUGAGCACUGAGUCUCACAGGGGUACUGUAAAGCAUGUUGUGACAACUGUUGAUUUUAAAAAGGGAUAAAUAUAUUUGAUUGGUUGAUUAUUGAAUUUCGGAAGAAAAAUUCAAUUGCGUAUUGUAUAGUCACUACUAAGGCCACUUCACAUAAUAGGAGGUUUGUAUAGGUUAAUGUCAUGAACAGGAUGCUCAGAGCUUGCCUGGUUACCCAAACUCCUUGCUCCGGCCAAACGCUACGCCACGCCCACGGACAUUAGUUUCUUCUCUGGAUUUGAGUACUUCCCCGACGAGUUCUAGAACGCAACCACAUUAUAACCGUUCUGAUUGGUCCCAGAAACCGAUGGGUUGGGCCAGAGCCAGAACACACAUAGGUAAAGCGGCAUUUUGAGAAUUCUUUGAUACUGAUUGGUUAGAGAUGAUCCAAUCGCUGAUGACUUUGUUUUGUACAACACCACAAACGACUUCAACGAUGGCAGUCUCAGACUGAAGUAUACAGCGAACAUAGAGCAGCGGAAAAAUUCAGUUUGAGUCGUCAGGCAAGCUCAGUGCAGGAAAUGGUUUAGGAUUAUUAAAUACUUCGCUUUAUGUAGUCCUCCCCUUUUGCUCUCUUUCCUGUCUCUCUCUUUCCCCCUUUCUCAUUCCCUCUCUCUUUCACGCUCUCUCCUUUAUUGCUGUGUCCCUGUAUAAUCACUCCCAUAGGAGCUUUAUUAAAGCACUCAUCCUCUCCCAGUCCUGUACAGUACAGUAUGUGCCGUGAAUGCAACACACACACACCUCUUCCUGCUACCAGCCCAGCUCCAGGGGGGAUGGCUCCCCUCCCCACUCACACCUGGGAUUGAUGCAAAUCUUAUUAUCAGGAAACCCACUCUGGUUGGGGACUCUUCUCUGAGGCGUGAUUCCAACGCCAUCCGCCAUAUUAAAAAAAGAGGGUCAAGGGGUCAGAAUUAAACAAAUUUAGAGGAGCGAAGCGACGGGUGAAAUAUUUUUUUAUAUCAAAAGCUUCGCCUCAGAGACAGAUGACUCUCUGUAAAGCUCAGCUCCAUCUCUCUCUCCAUUUCUCUCGCUCUCUCUCUCCCUGAGGUUGGAAGUGACCUCAAUAAAUCCACUAGUGAUGGGAGCUUUUCGUUAGAGGGAUUUGGCUACAGUUAUACAGGAAUACAUUAUGAUGGAUGUGGAGUCGGGUGCCUGCUGCACCCGCAGCUUAGUGGUCAUCAUCAGCCACAGUCUUCCUUGCUAUAAAUUUGGCCCGUGAUCCAUAUGAGAACGCUUCACCUAUACCUUUUUACUCUCUUCAUCCAAUCAAUGGCAGUCAGAUAGGGUGUGAUGUCCCUCGCUCUAACCUUGAUGUUAAAAGAAUCUCAAUGGCCUGUUUAAAUCGUUCAAUCCUCGGGAGUCAGUCAGUUGUGUAUGGAGUACCGAGUGCACUAAAAAGCCAUCUGCCAAUAGAUCUUCUUAAACUGUUAACCAAGUGUGCAAGUUCUCCCCACUUAAAAAGAUGAGAGAGGCCUGUAUUUUCAUCAUAGGUUACCACUGUCAACUAUGACAUACCCAAAUGAAGGAAAAAAACCAGAAAUUCCCAUUGUAGAUUUUUAAUGAAUUUAUUUGCAAAUUAUGGUGGAAAAAUAAGUAUUGGUCAAUCAACAAAAGUUUCUCCAAUACUUUGUUAUAUACCCUUUGUUGGCAAUGACACAGGUCAAACGUUUUCUGUAAGUCUCACAAGUUUUCAUACACUGUUGCUGGUAUUUUGCCAUUCCUCCAUGCAGAUCUCCUCUAGAGGCAGUGAUGUUUUGGGGCUGUCGCUGGGGCAACACGGACUUUCAACUCCCUCCAAGAUUUUCUAUGGGGUUGGAUCUGAGACUGGCUAGCCACUCCAGGACCUUGAAAUGCUUCUUACGAAGCCACUCCUUCGUGCCGGGCCGGUGUGUUUGGGAUCAUUGUCAUGCUGAAAGACCCAGCCACGUUUCAUCUUCAAUUGCCCUGCUGAUGGAAGGAGGUUUUCACUCAAAAUCUCACGAUACAUGGCCCCAUUCAUUCUUUCCUUUACACGGAUCAGUCGUCCUGGUCCCUUUCCAGAAAAACAGCCCCAAAGCAUGAUGUUUCCACCCCCAUGCUUCACAGUAGGUAUGGUGUUCUUUGGAUGCAACUCAGCAUUCUUUGUCCUCCAAACACGACGAGUUGAGUUUUUACCAAAAAGUUAUAUUUUGGUUUCAUCUGACCAUAUGACAUUCUCCCAAUCCUCUUCUGGAUCAUCCAAAUGCACUCUAGCAAACUUCAGACGGGCCUGGACAUGUACUGGCUUAAGCAGGGGGACACGUCUGGCACUGCAGGAUUUGAGUCACUGGCGGCGUAGUGUGUUACUGAUGGUAGGCUUUGUUACUUUGGUCCCAGCUCUCUGCAGGUCAUUCACUAGGUCCCCCCGUGUGGUUCUGGGAUUUUUGCUCACCGUUCUUGUGAUCAUUUUGACCCCACGGGGUGAGAUCUUGCGUGGAGCCCCAGAUCGAGGGAGAUUAUCAGUGGUCUUGUAUGUCUUCCAUUUCAUAAUAAUUGCUCCCACAGUUGAUUUCUUCAAACCAAGCUGCUUACCUAUUGCAGAUUCAGUCUUCCCAGCCUGGUGCAGGUCUACAAUUUUGUUUCUGGUGUCCUUUGACAGCUCUUUGGUCUUGGCCAUAGUGGAGUUUCGAGUGUGACUGUUUGAGGUUGUAGACAGGUGUCUUUUAUACUGAUAACAAGUUCAAACAGGUGCCAUUAAUACAGGUAACGAGUGGAGGACAGAGGAGCCUCUUAAAGAAGAAGUUACAGGUCUGUGAGAGCCAGAAAUCUUGCUUGUUUGUAGGUGACCAAAUACUUAUUUUCCACCAUAAUUUGCAAAUAAGUUCAUUAAAAAUCCUACAAUGUGAUUUUCUGGAAUUUUUUUUCUCAAUUUGUCUGUCAUAGUUGACGUGUACCUAUGAUGAAAAUUACAGGCCUCUCAUCUUUUUAAGUGGGAGAACUUGCACAAUUGGUGGCUGACUAAAUACUUUUUUUCCCCACUGUAUAACAUUUGCUCUCUCGCUCUCUCUCUUUCCUUCCCCCUUUUUCUGUCCUAUUGUUUCUUUUUCUCCUCCAGCUGAGUGUUGCUGUCUGUGUCGGUUUCUUCACAGCGUGGAGCCCUUAUGCCGUGGUGUCGAUGUGGGCAGCAUUUGGACACAUGGAGAACAUCCCACCGUUGGCAUUCGCCAUACCAGCAAUGUUUGCCAAGUCCUCCACCAUCUACAACCCCAUCAUCUACCUGCUGCUCAGGCCCAACUUCCGCAGGGUGAUGUACCGGGAUCUGGUGAGCUUUCGCAGGGCCUGUCUGAAGGGCUGCCUGUGCUCCUGCUCCCAAGGCGCUGUGGGGAAGUGCCGCUCCGGCUCUGUGGUCCAGGUCAGCCUCCGGUCACUCCGCAGACCACCAGGACACGACCAGUCCUGUUCCACCACCUCAUCCGCCAACCAAGCCCUCGCCGGGAACAGAGGUUGCAGCAGCGCCUGCGAGAAGUGCAGCGACGCCUUCGAGUGCUUCAGACACUGCCCCAGAGAUUGCCAUGGUGGCACCAACCCCCCCAGCUCCUCAGUCAACACUAAUGCACCUCAGGAUCAGCUCUCAACAGAUCCCCAGCUGCAGCCACUGACGCAGAAACCGACACGGAAGCAGAGGCAGAAGCAUAAAAAACCGGAGGCCUGUCACAAGAAGUCCCUGCGAGCCACCAUGCGCGGCAAAAGGACCUCGGAGAUCGUCAACCUUCAGAUGAACUUGGAGAUGGUGCCGGGACACGCUAAAGUUGCCUGGCCC
This is a messenger RNA of Coregonus sp. 'balchen', 6209 nucleotides long. The record is from the annotation of a GenBank genome assembly. NCBI's taxonomy places the organism in Eukaryota, Metazoa, Chordata, Actinopteri, Salmoniformes, Salmonidae.